Molecule: messenger RNA, 3905 nt
Organism: Polistes canadensis
Lineage: Eukaryota; Metazoa; Arthropoda; Insecta; Hymenoptera; Vespidae
Product: facilitated trehalose transporter Tret1-like
Exons: 3
Coding region: 768-2375 (535 amino acids)
Biological process (GO): transmembrane transport; carbohydrate transport
Cellular component (GO): membrane
Molecular function (GO): sugar transmembrane transporter activity
Source: RefSeq, a predicted model, not a curated record
UCAUGAAAGCAUUCGUUCCGCGCAAGUCCUUGUAUAAAGAUUCCAAGUAUAUAACUGUUGUCGUCGUCGUCGUCGUCGUCAUUGUGCAUUAUUUUUUCAUUUCAUGUGGAUUUUUUCUUGUGAAAUUGAACGAAGACAAAACGAUAAAGAAAAUAUUUAUUAAUCAAUCGAGAGUUGGAUUUAUUUGUACUUUCUUCUUUCUAUAUAUUUUCUUAAUUUUUUUAAACGAAAACAAAUAAUCAAACGCAAAUGAAUAACUGCUCAUGGCAAAGAACUCUCGAAGGUUUUUAUCAAAUCGGUCGUACGAUCGGUUACCGCGAGACUAUUUGAAAGAUAAUAAAAACACAAAUAAUAAGUGACUAAAAGAAAAUUAUACGUUUUGAAGGAUAUAAAGAUAGAACAAAAAGUUUCUUUUCUUCUUUCUUUUUUUGUGGCUAAUUUUUUUUCGAACGAGAUAAAAAAGAAGAGAAGGAGGACGAAAGAAGAGGCAAGAAAAACGCAGCCUUCUCGAAGUGUAAUUUACACACAUAUGUAUAUACAUAUAUACACAUGUAUAAGUUAUUUUAUUAAUUUCGUGAUCAUCGAACUGUGAUAUUACCCGCGCGACCAUACUUAUAUUAUUUAUAUAUAUAUAUAUAUGAGGUGAUAAUUUGUACAUAUUUACAUAUACUGUUCCUCGUUCGACUCUUUGUCUCUUCGUUGAGAAAAAUAGGUGACAAGUGAUCGUCUUAACGAAAAUAAGAAGAAGCAAAAGAAAUAUUAACGUCAUGGCAGAAAAAAUGUCAAAUUCAAACGAUGCUGAGAGGACGUCGUUGGUAGACUCAGCAUUAAUACCAAAAACCCAAUCAACCAUGGAUGAUGGGAAAAUCAAUUCAACGGCAAAUAGUACAAACAAUGACCCAGAAAGUGCGAGACCCAUUGACAAAGGUAGUGCCGUAAGGCAAGUUUUAGCAGCAUUGGUCGCUCAACUAGGAACAAUUAACACCGGAAUGACCUUUGGCUUUUCGGCCAUAGCACUUCCUCAACUCCAAGAAGCUAAUAGUACAAUUCCAAUUGUUCAAGGAUCGUCGGAAGAAUCUUGGAUAGCUAGCAUGUCGUCCAUUGGUACUCCAAUCGGUUGCUUAGCAUCAGGAUACAUGAUGGAUAUGUUUGGAAGAAAGAGAUCCUUAAUUAUCACUGAAAUUCCAGCAUUACUUGGUUGGAUAUUAAUCGCAGCUGCAACCGAUAUUCGCAUGAUCUAUGCUGGAAGAUUCUUUGUUGGGCUUGGAUCUGGUAUGGUGGGUGCACCAGCUCGAGUCUAUGCUAGUGAAGUGACUCAACCACAUCUUAGAGGAAUGUUAACAGCAAUGUCGAGCGUUGGUGUUAGUACGGGUGUUCUGAUAGAAUACGCUCUUGGAAGUCUCCUCUCGUGGAAUAUUUGUGCGGCCAUCAGCGGAAUUCUUCCGCUUGCUGCUUUAAUAUUAAUGUUCAUAUUCCCGGAAACUCCGUCUUAUCUAAUAUCUCGAAAUAAGCCGGAUAAAGCGAGAAAAGCUUUGCAACAAUUCCGUGAUAAUAACUACAAUAUUGAUCAAGAAAUGGAAACAUUGGAACAGUUCUCCAAUAAGAAUAAUCUCAAACGAUUAACUGGAUUCCGUGAAAUCGUUAGUGCACUUCUCAAGCCUAAUGCUCUUAAACCAUAUGCUUUGCUAUUUUUAUAUUUUUUGAUUUACCAAUUUUCCGGUACGAACGUGAUAACAUUUUAUGCGGUUGAAAUUUUUAAUGAUUCCGGAACAACAAUAAAUAAGUAUUUGGCUGCGGUCAUUUUGGGUAUAGUAAGAUUAGUUUCUACAAUAGUUGCUUGCAUCGCGUGUAGACGUUCCGGUAGAAGGCCACUUACUAUGGUAUCCUCUGUGGGUUGUGGUCUAUCUAUGAUCGGAUUAGGUAGUUAUAUGUGGUUAAAGGAAUAUUGGGUAAUUAAUCAUUUACCAUUUGUUGCUACCUGGAUACCAGUUUUUUGCAUAUUUUCCUACACGGUCACAUGUACCCUCGGAUUCUUAGUCAUUCCUUGGAUAAUGAUCGGAGAAGUAUAUCCCGUACAAGUUCGAGGUAUUAUCGGUGGUUUAACGACAAUGACCGCUCAUUGUUUCAUUUUCGUAGUUGUAAAAACGUAUCCCUUCUUUGCAAGUGCACUCACGAGGCAUGGCACUUUUAUUCUUUACGGUUGUAUAUCAUUAUUCGGUACAAUAUAUUUUUAUAUAUGUCUUCCUGAGACCAAAGGUAAAACUCUUCAAGAGAUAGAAGACUACUUCUCUGGAAGAAGUAAUAGUUUGUACACUGGAAGAAUGCGUAAUAGUCCACAAGUAUUAGAAAUUAAAAAGGGCCAGAUUCUACCUUAAUGGUGCUGAUCAAUUUCAUUUUAUAAAAACAACGUUAACGCAUGUAAGAAGGUCCUUAUAAUAUAAUCGCACAUCGCGUACGGUGCUAAUAAUUAUUUGAACUAUUAACUUUUUCAUUUUUUAAAAAAAUCCUCGUGUUGCUAAUACAACUAACAAUAAGAGUUGACUUAUUGCUUAUUGUUAGUAUCAAGGUGCCUUGUAUUCGAACUGUGAUCCAUUUCUUUCGAUUUUCAUCGAUUUUUUGAGAAAUAUAUUAGAAUAACUAAUACAAUAUUUCACAGCUUUUAUAAUAGAUAGUACGAUAUAUUUCAUUUUCUAUAUCUCUAUUUUUUUUCUUUUUAAUAUUUCAAUAGCUUUAUCAAUAGCAUCCGUCUUAUUCGUUAAUACUGUACGCAUGUAUAUAUAUGUAUCUUAUUUAUUUUAGUUUUAUUUGUAUAAUUCUCUGCAUAAAAUUAUUUUAUUGCACUUGUAUAUUACUCGCAAGCAAAUAUAAUUUUUUUCAUACGCAAAUUAAAAAAUCUAACGAAUAUAAUGUGAAAAGAAAACGACUUCCGAUGUUAUUUAUUAUUAUAAAACAGUACAUAUAACUUUGACCAAAAAACAAAUUAAUAAAAAGUAAGCAUUGCUUUUAAAAUACCGCGUGGAGCAAUUGGAGUAUACAAAAGACUUAAACAAAUCUAACCAAAAUGACUCUUAUUGUGUAUUUGUAAAUAGGAUAAUCAAUUUUGUAGAUCUAUAUGUUGUAUGUAUUCGUUGAUAAAAACAGGUGCUGAUAUAUUUAUUAGAAUCGAUAUCGUUAACUUUAUCUGUACGGUUUAAAUGCAAAAAAUAAUGCUUUAAAUAAAUUUGAAAUAUUUUUAAUACAAUAAUAAGCGCAAUAAAAUCGAAAAUCUUUGUAUAUACGUAAAACAAAAUUAUUCAAAGGUGCUAUUUAAGGAAAAAACAAAAAAAAAGAAAAGAGAUGCCUUCGAAAGACAUUUACUAUUAUUUCUAAUAAACAUAUUCCUGCAUAUUAUCGAUAUGUGUACAAUUAAAGAAAAGGUGCUAUUUAUUAUAUAUUAUAUAGUAUUAUUUUAUAGUAUAAUGUUUGUAUAUAAACGACUAAUGUGUGACCAUGGAAUAAAGAUAAUUCUUAAAUGGUUAAAAACGUCAUAUACGAACGUAAAGUCUUUAAGAUCGUGGCAGAUUUGGACAAAUUUUAUUUCUUUAAUAUAGCUAUAAUUAAUUAUUUUCACAUAGAGAUACAGAUAAGAAAUCCUUUGAUAUUUAUCGUUUAGCAUAUAUACAGCAUUCAAUUUGUUAUCUUUGUACAUAAAAUCAAAUAUUUAAUUCUAAUUUACAUGUCGCUUAUAUAAACUACUCCUCAAGAAAUAAUAAGACGAGCGACUUAACUUUUUUUUUUUUACAAAACAGUAAUAAUACAAAAAUUUGUCUAUAAAAUUUCUUGUUAUACUUUAUUCUACAUCCUUGUAUACUUUGUAUUUAAACGUAAAGGUAAGCAUCAUUGAAUUAAAUUUUCAUUUGAAAAAU